CCGCAUCCGCUGCCAUGGCGACGCUCCUGCGCCGGGCCCGCCGCCCCCUUCGCUGGUCUCCCGGCGGCCCCUGGCCUGCCACAGAUGUGCUCCUCAGGACCCGGAGCCACGGUGCCCGCCGGCUGUACCCAGACCACAUCCCCACCUCCCCGCUGCAGAAGGCGCUGCUGGCCGCCGGCUCGGCGGGGAUGGCGCUCUACAACCCCUAUCGCCACGACAUGGUUGCAGUUCUAGGGGAGACCACUGGACACUGUACCUUGAAGGCCCUCAGGGACCAGAUGAAAAAGGAUCCAGAAGGUGCCCAGAUCCUACAGGAGCGUCCUCGUAUUUCACUGUCUACCCUUGACCUGGGUAAGCUGCAGAGCCUGCCUGAAGGCUCCCUUGGCCGCGAGUAUCUCCAGUUCCUAGAUGUGAAUAGGGUCUCCCCAGACACCCGAGCACCCACACGCUUUGUGGAUGAUGAGGAGCUCGCCUAUGUGAUUCAGCGGUAUCGCGAGGUGCAUGACAUGCUGCACACCCUGUUGGGGAUGCCCACCAACAUCCUCGGGGAGAUUGUGGUGAAGUGGUUUGAGGCUGUGCAGACAGGCCUGCCCAUGUGCGUCCUGGGUGCACUCUUUGGACCCAUCCGCCUCCGUGCUCAGAGCCUGCAAGCACUGGUCUCGGAGCUCAUCCCAUGGGCAGUUCAGAAUGGGCGCAGGGCCCCUUGUGUCCUCAACCUCUACUAUGAGCAACGCUGGGAGCAGCCCCUGACGGCUCUGCGGGAGGAGCUGGGUAUCACGCCGCCUCCUCUGCACAUCAGGGGCCUGGCCUAGCCUGGACUCUGGCACAAGAAGGGCCUGGCCUUAUUUCCUAUGCUCUGCCUCCCUAUGGGCAGGGGGCCUUUGCCAGUGCCUGUGUUCCUUCUCUUUGAACCAUGACUGUAGGACAUCAUUUAUCAUAAUUGUCACAUCCACUUCUCUAUGGCCUUGAGAGCUGGGGAGAGAGCACGCAGGGCAGUGGGGCCCUCAGGCUGCUGGAAGCCGCCCAAUGAAAGGCAUAUAAACACGAAGGUUCACCACCCAGGAUCAUGCUGAUGUUCAGUGGGAAGCCCCUCUUGCGGACACCUUCUAGUCAGGGAUUUCUGGGGGCCAGGCUGGUUGUGACCCAUGGAUUUGAGAGCUGCAUCCAGUUCCAAAAACUUGAGCAAAGGGGGGCAGAGUGGGAGGCAUCUAGUGCCUGGAUAAAUAAAGGCUCCCAUGAGG
Molecule: messenger RNA, 1241 nt
Organism: Jaculus jaculus (lesser Egyptian jerboa)
Lineage: Eukaryota; Metazoa; Chordata; Mammalia; Rodentia; Dipodidae
Gene: Coq4
Product: coenzyme Q4
Exons: 7
Coding region: 15-812 (265 amino acids)
Biological process (GO): ubiquinone biosynthetic process
Cellular component (GO): mitochondrial inner membrane; mitochondrion
Source: RefSeq, a predicted model, not a curated record